This is a messenger RNA of Symbiodinium necroappetens, 2550 nucleotides long. The record is from the annotation of a GenBank genome assembly. Lineage: Eukaryota; Dinophyceae; Suessiales; Symbiodiniaceae.
AUGAUUAUCGACAUCGGCUCCAACAAUUACUAUGUCUGUGGCGUUAUUACACAGGGAAGUGGCAGUGCAGACUACUGGGUCAAUACCUUCGAGGCUGCGCAUGCUCCGGACAACAGCAACUAUGCCCCGAUCGCCGGCGCUUAUACCACUGCUGGUGACAAAACGACUCAGAAGCUGUCCCGAUUUCCUUUGCCGAUGCGGGCCCGCUAUGUUCGCAUCUGGCCGUCCACUGUCAAUGGGGCCCUCGCCAUGCGUGCAGGGCUGGUGACGUGUGGCCCGUUGAGAGCUGGGACUUCCGGGAACCAUGCCACCAAUGCAGGCGUUACGUGUCAUUCGGAUGUAUCAAACUGCACGCAGAUUACGGACGGCAACAAAUGCACGGACAGUGCGACAUUCUCGGGUGCCGUGGCGACAGCAUCCACGGAGCUUUGCACUUCCAAAUACUGGGUGCAGCUUGAUCUAGGAGCCACAUUGUCGAACGACGCGCCGACGAAGUUGGUGAACAAGGUGGUGGUUUAUGGAUGCCAGAAUUUGAUGUAUUGUGGCCGGGCUCUGGAACUUUCCAGCGAUGGGACAACCUGGUCCACGGUCUAUGAGGCAAACACAGCUUACGCAGUCCAGCUGCAGCAGGAUGACGAUGAUCCGCCGAACGUGACAUACAGCGCUGUGGAGUCGGGUUCUGGAAGCGUUUUUCGCUUUGAUUUGCGCCCCAUUCGCUAUGUGAAAGUUUGGUCGAGCAUCAGCAGCAGCGCGCUUCAAGUACACUUCGCAGAAAUCGCUGCUCGGUCGGACAAGCGAGAAGUUUAUGAGCAGGCCGCGGAGCUGAACUAUCAGUUUGACACAGAGAUGGCCAGCACGGCCGUGACCAUGGGCCAGCUGAGCAAUCUGGGCAUGCUGUCCGACUACACAUUCAUGGCUUACUGGAAGGCGAGUUCCCUCACGACCAAUGCCUACUACCCGAUCUUCGGACAGACCCAAAGCAGCGGCCUGAACUUUUUCGUGAAGCAGACAGCGACCAACACCGCCCAACUUGAGCACAAAGUGGAUGGCUCCGACGGAUGCAGCACAAGUGCGACGUCGGUUUCGGCCAAUUGGAACCAUGUCGCUCUGUCCUUCAGUGCCAGCACAAAAGCAUCAACCUUUUACCUCAACGGUGCCGCGGUGUCGCCAACCUGUGCAGCACAGAUCAGCGCCACAGAUGGAAGUGUUGAGUAUGGAGGUGGUCGUGGAGAGGGCACCUGGAGUGGGAGCCUUCAGCAGGCCAAGGUGUACACACGAACUGUCCUGUCUGAGGACUUGACCAAUUUCAGCAACUGGUGCUCCACGUACACCUGCGGGCCAGGAUAUCGCCGUGAUUCGAGCAAAUCGGGCACUUGCAGCACCGCCAGCUGCACGGAUGCGGAAUGCUGCGAGGAGUGGCCAACAUGCGCCACAACGGAUUGCACACAAGACUCGAAGUACACCUCGAGAAGGCGCAACUAUUGCUUUCGGUCGUGCACGGAGACGUUGUGCUGCACAUGGCGUGUACUCGGUUCCUUCACGCUCACCGGGACUUCAACCCCAACGGUGACAACUCACAGUACAGCCUCCUGGGUUGAUGCUGGUUCCACUUGCAAGGACCAGUUUGACGAUGCGCUCCCUGUUACCACAAGCGGAACGGUUGACCGCACAACUGCAGGCACAUAUACUAUCACGUACCAGUGCACGGAGAACAAUGGCAACACGGUGCUGGACACAAAGACCCGGACUGUCACGGUCGUGGAGAGCAUGUACAUCAACCCAGCCUUGUACUGGGUGGUGCAGCGCGAGGCCGGUUCCUGGACAGACACGGUCUCCAAGUGUUGGGACACGGCCGACACAUUCGACGCCGAUGUGGCUGACAUGCAUCAGUCGGAGACGUGGGAUGCGAGCCUGCGGCUCUACAAUGGGACAUCCGGUGGAGAGACCGAGGAAAACCGCACAAUUACUUACACCUGCUCUUUGACCAGCGAGAAAAUAGAAAGGACCUUGAUGAUUCGGGAUGCCAUCCGCAGUCUGUACGGUCCAGAUCCCCAUGUGGUUCGCAGUGGGCGACUGCGGUGGAACGCUGGUGCCUGUGAGAUCUGCGACACGACGGAUACGAACCCCGGAGAAACGUCGUGCUCAUAUUCGGAUGACAACUCCACUACGACGGAUAGGUGUGCAUUGACGGCUACAGGCUGGAAGGCCAGCAAUGACAAAGGAGAGGGCACUUAUUUGCAGCUGGAUCUGGGUUCAGCUCUCAAAGUGGCAGGAGUGAAGACCAAGGGCCACUCGAACGAGGAAGCAUGGCUGAAGACCUACACCGUCGCAUACUCCACCGAUGGCUCGAGCUGGAAUGACGUCUCCGGCACGUUUACGGCCAACACCGACCAGAACACGGAGGUUGAGGCCAUGCUGCCGUCCAUAGUGGAAGCACAGUGGUGGCGCAUCAUCGCGAAGACUUUUCACAAUGUAGUGGCAGCUCGAGCUGCGAUCAUGGUCUGCAGCUCAACCAGUACGAGCACCGAUGCGGACUGCCUGUGUGGCUAA